AUGCAUAACUAAAUGAUUUAGUAUGUUUUUUGAAAAGCGAUUCUGGUUAUCGAUCGACUGCGACUACUUUCAAGACAACCCGCAAACAUUUUAUUGCGAAUUUUAAACCUAAAAUUGACAAAAUGCGUCGCUCCCAGGCUCCUUCCGUGCGUCGGGCAGCAAAGCGGGGGUACCAAGAAGUGGCGCCGCAAGAGGAACCGCCAGCUGAUUGGCCCGCGGCUACACCGACAACCAUGGAAUGGGGCACUGCCAAGGGCUACGAGAGCGUGGGACCACGGGAGCUGAAACCUGGCGAAAAUCCUCUCAAAGAAGGCCGCAUCUUUCAUGUGCUCUGGCGGAAUCAGACCACCAAGAAGCACAAAAUUUGGACUGGCAAUGGCACCCUGGUGAUAGCCGAAUCUAAGGCCACACUGAAAGACGACACGGGGAAGGUUGUGGACAGCAUGACGUGCUUCCGCCAGAGAAACUUCAAGGAAAACGAUCAGCUGCAGGUUGGCAGCAAAGAUGUGGAGCUGCAAGAUGAGUUCAAGACUGUUGAGGAGUGCAUUGAAUAUCGGAAACUGGAAAUUGCAAAUUGGUGUGCAAAAAUAGAUGCACUAAACGGCCACAUUGAAACUCCCACGCCGCCCGGGGGUAGCAGUAAACCGGGCAGAGUGUCAGAUCCUCCCGUCAGGCCACCCCUCAGGACAUCCCUGCUGAACAAAGGCUCUGCCCCAGCUGCCACUUACAAGCAAAUCGAAUACAUGUGCUUCCUGCAGCCCGCAGAACAUCAAGCUAAAGCGCUUCAGCAGCUCCAUGAACUCAGUCAACGCUCGGACAUGGAACCGCACAUCAUUGCUGAACUUGGAAAACAUAUUUGCGAUCAUCCCGUGCUGCUGAAAACUCGAGUUAGCGAGCUGCAAAGCUGCGAGGCGAUGCAGUUGCUGUUGCUCCAGCUGCCGCCCUGGCAGGAAAUGGGUCCCGAUGACUCGACCAAAUUUGAGUUUGUUUCUCUGAUGCUCGAUGACUUGGCCACGGCAGGCAGCCACAAAAUCUGUGUUCUAGCAAACAGUCAGAAUUGCCUGGAGCUGUUCAAAGGUUACUGUCGCUCCUAUGACAUGCCACACAUGCAGCUGGAUAAUGCCAGCGAUGUGGCGACAUUUAACUCCACAGAGGCUCAGGCAGCAAGGGUUGCCCUGGUAUUGGCCAGUCGCUCGUCAGAGAUACGUUCUCUUCUCUGCCAAUAUCUCAUUAUUUACAAUUAUGACGCGAGAUCGAGGGCGGAACAGCUGCUGGCUGGCAAGGAAAUGGACACAAAAGUUUACACAUUGAUAACAUCCAGUGGAUGCUCAGAGGAGCUGGAGUUUUAUAAGAGUCUAGAGCUAGUACCUGGAGGAGCUACCAAUGCUUUGGCGAAUUUGUCGAAUGUGAAGCCCCCUUACAGCCAAGAGUUUCUCGAGGAUGCAUCCAUCAGCGUUAAUCUGGAGAGUCUAACCAACAUUUUUGUUAAGAAAAACGUUAAGUAAAUGAAGCACGAGAUUUAAUA
Molecule: messenger RNA, 1525 nt
Organism: Drosophila subobscura
Lineage: Eukaryota; Metazoa; Arthropoda; Insecta; Diptera; Drosophilidae
Exons: 4
Coding region: 123-1505 (460 amino acids)
Source: RefSeq, a predicted model, not a curated record